Solenopsis invicta (red fire ant) is the source of this 1658-nucleotide messenger RNA. RefSeq names its product superoxide dismutase [Cu-Zn], chloroplastic. The coding region runs from base 242 to 874 and encodes 210 amino acids. The transcript has 5 exons. Gene Ontology annotation, biological process: removal of superoxide radicals. Gene Ontology annotation, molecular function: superoxide dismutase activity; copper ion binding. NCBI's taxonomy places the organism in Eukaryota, Metazoa, Arthropoda, Insecta, Hymenoptera, Formicidae. The record is from RefSeq and is a predicted model, not a curated record.
UCGUCAGUUCUCUCGCGACUCGCGUCUCCCUUUCGGACUCGAUUCUCCAAGUUUCUUCGUUGUUAGACGCAGUCAAUGCUCGACGCUUUGAGACGCAUGAUCUACGCGAGUGUGCGUCGAUAACGUGAGUCACGUAGUGAAGCGAUAUCAAGGAAAAAACAGUGUCGCGUACGCAACUGUCUGCGGUAGACGAGCCUGAGUCACGUGGAGGCAGCGGUCUUUGGUAAGCCCAAUACGCACGAUGAUUCGAAUGAUUGCGUUACUAGUGGCAGCUGUAAUUGCUGUUUCAGCUACACAAGCGGAAGAGGAAUUGGUGGCAGUCGUUCGUUUAAUGUCAUAUUCUUCCUCGAGAAAUGUCACGGGUAAUUUGAAGAUCGUUCAGAACCCCCGGGAUGGACCGGUUACUAUCACUGGCAAGAUCUAUGGACUCACAGAAGGGCUACAUGGUUUCCAUGUGCACGAGAAGGGAGACGUGAGCAUGGGUUGCAUGUCCGCAGGAGCGCAUUUCAACCCUGAGAACGUCACUCACGGCGCGCCGGAAGACACUGUCAGACAUGUCGGCGAUCUAGGAAACAUCCAGGCCGAUGCUGCGGGAGAAGCAACAAUAAAUAUCACUGACAAUAUCAUCUCGUUGAAAGGAUCGAACAGCAUCGUCGGCCGAGCCAUAGUUGUGCACUCCGGCGAGGACGAUCUUGGCAAGGGCAAUAACUCUCUCUCUUUGACAACUGGAAAUGCUGGCGAUCGUUGGGCCUGUGGUAUCGUUGGCAUCGAGUCGCCGUACGCCAGGUGGAAUUCUGGUUCAUUUACUACGCCGAGCGUAUCGAUCCUCGUGAUAUUCUUCCUCAUCGCCACUUAUCAACAUUUCAAGUUUUAACGAUCCCUCGGGAGCUCCAUGUAAUUUCGUGUCUUGUUCAAAGAUGAGUAAAUUACAUUUGCAUCUGCAUCUUGAGCUAACGAACGGCGAGAGCUGCGAUUAUCAAUUAUUUGUCAACAAUAGCAACAAUCGAGUAAAACAAAAUGAGUAACAAAAUUUUGAACGACGCUUACAGCGUCGCAAAGUAGCGUAAUGUGCGGGCGAUCGGUACGAUAAGUCGACGAGUAGUUCGACUUUGAUUGUAGGUAUUUAUAAUCCGUGAACGUUACACUAUCCGCCCAGAUUGAUACAUCGAAAGACAUCCCAAUAACUUUAACUUAAAUUAAUGAACAACGAAAAUGUUCAUAAUUAAUAUAAUGUUGCGCAAUAUUCGUUUAGAUAUACUUAAUUCAUCAUAAGUCUGAACGAAGAAUUAUUUACUUAUUGUGAAUUUGCAAUAUUGCGUCUACUUAAUUAAUUAAUUAAGAAAUACGUCCAAUAUGAUUGACUUAUAAAUGUUAUUUGUUAUAGGAUAGUCAGUUACACAUUUGUAUCCUUAAUAUAGUGCUUAAAGUUUAAAGCUAAUACUAUGAUUUCUUCGUGUUCGUAAACGCGCACUUAAUUUCGCUGGACAAGUCUAGGCUAAUUAUAUUCAUCGUUUACAACUGUGCUCUUCGAUCUUUUUAAAUAUAGACACGUUAACCGAUUGUAUCACAAACUUGUAUUCUGUGUACGACUUUUUCGACUGACGUCUCUUUACUGUGAAUGCUUUUACAAUGAAGCUAUGUAUGUUUGUUAAAAUAAA